Messenger RNA from Coniosporium apollinis CBS 100218, 543 nucleotides. RefSeq lists its product as uncharacterized. Bases 1 to 543 code for a protein of 180 amino acids. NCBI's taxonomy places the organism in Eukaryota, Fungi, Ascomycota, Dothideomycetes. The record is from RefSeq and is a predicted model, not a curated record. The transcript has 3 exons.
AUGCCGCCUCGCGCUCGCGUGGUUCAGGAGGACUCGAGGACCGACAGCCCAUCUCUGAAGGAGAAGCUCGCUGCUAAUGGCCACACAACAAAUGGACGGAGAGCGCGGAAUGGAGCCGCAGCUGCAGCGAACGGAAGCUCACUGAAAGAGGUCGUGUCUGCUGCGGCAGAUGGCAAGUCUGCAGCAACCAGCAGCGGUGCGCAGAACACACAGAUUGGCAAUUCCGGGUUGUCGUGGAAAACUGAAGACCGCUCCCUCCUCCAAGCCUACCGCACCAUCCAUUCGCUCAACACACCCGCCGCCUUUCACCAACCCCUUAGCCACAUAGUCCUCAGCCAAGGCAUCGGCAAAUACUCCCCCACGAUGGCACGGCAAAGGGCGAAAAGGAGAAUCAGCAAGGACCAGCUAGCGCUCGCAAUUCGGAAGAACUUCAAUGCGCUGGCUGUGAAGGAGGACGAGGUUACGCUGGCUCUUCUGUAUAGAGUCAAGGAGAAAGAUAAGGAGUUUCGCAGGCGAUUUACGCCCCGUAAACCGGCGAGUUGA